Messenger RNA from Stylonychia lemnae, 1083 nucleotides. NCBI's taxonomy places the organism in Eukaryota, Ciliophora, Spirotrichea, Sporadotrichida, Oxytrichidae. The record is from the annotation of a GenBank genome assembly.
AUGGUCUCAACAGCAGCACCUAAGAUGGUUUACAGAUACCUUGGCAACUCUGGGUUGAAGGUAUCAUUGUUCUCUUUUGGAAAUUGGUUAAACUCCAUGAAGUAAGAAGAUUAUGAAAUUACAAGAGAUGCAAUUAAGAUUUGCCUUGAAAAUGGAGUCAAUUUCUUUGACACAGCUGAAAUUUAUGGAAUGGGAGCUGCCGAAACAUAAAUGGGCAAAGCAUUCAAGGAGCUCUCUAUUAAGAGAGAAGAUAUAGUAGUCUCCACUAAAAUUUUCAGAUGCGGAGCUGGAGUUAAUGAUACUUUCCUCUCAAGAAAACACAUCGUUGAGGGCUUGAGAGCAUCUCUAAAGAGAUUAGAAACUGAAUACGUGGAUGUUGUUUUCUGUCAUAGACCAGACUUUGAAACUCCACUUGAGGAAACAGUCAGAGCUAUGAGCUAUGUCAUUGACCAAGGUAUGGCAUUCUACUGGGGAACCUCAGAGUGGCCAGCAGAUAGAAUCUCAAAGGCUAUUGAACUUUGCGAAAGAUUAAAUCUUCACAAGCCAAUCGUAGAAUAGCCAUAAUACAGCAUGUUCUGGAGAAGUAGCUUUGAAAAGGACUACAGAAGAAUUUUCUCUGAGUACAAAUACGGAAGCACUAUCUGGUCACCUUUAGCUGGAGGUAUUCUUACUGGCAAGUAUAACGAUGGAGUUGCCCCAGAGGGUAGCAGAUUCCAAAAUCAUAUUGGAUAUCUUGCUCCACAUUGGGACAGAUGGUUCGGUGAGAAGAGUAAGGAAGCCAACCUUAAGAGACUCAAUGGGUUAGCUGAGUAUGCCAAAGAACUCGGUUAUUCUCAAGCUCAACUGGCUCUUGCAUGGGCUGUUGCUAAUCAAGAUGUUUCAACAUGUAUCCUUGGAUUCACAAAAAUCGAGCAAGUAACUGAAAACCUCAAGGCUCUUGAGUUAUAUCUUAAAUGGGAUGAAAGUAUUGAAAACAGAUGCAAGGAAAUUUUAUUCAACGACCCUGAAGCUGAUAUGGACUGGAGAAAAUGGGCUCCUUUGCCCUCAAGAAGAUCAGAAGCUACUCAAAACCCUAAAUAGUGA